This is a messenger RNA of Cyphellophora attinorum, 2088 nucleotides long. RefSeq lists its product as uncharacterized. The record is from RefSeq and is a predicted model, not a curated record. The coding region runs from base 1 to 2088 and encodes 695 amino acids. The transcript is spliced from 2 exons. Lineage: Eukaryota; Fungi; Ascomycota; Eurotiomycetes; Chaetothyriales; Cyphellophoraceae.
AUGGCUCGGACUCGUCGCGAUAGUGGCUCAUCACCAGACGGCGAGUUCACGCCUGCCUUCACCACUUAUCGUGGACUACGCAGGCGUAGGGGCUCAUCUGAGGAUCCCGAGAUCCGCACAUCGAGCAGAGACGAACUCAUACAAUGCAUAAAGCGAGGUCAAAGACCAACGUGGGUGCCGACACCCAACUUCGAAGCUCUUUGUGCUGAAGCGGAUAUCGAGGCAGAGGCUCGGCUGAUAAACGAGCUUGGAGACGGAGGAGUAACAGGCCCAGCACCAGAAACACCAACCAAGCCAUUGUCAGCUCUCCAUACAGGCGACUUUGGUGCAUCAUCUAGCACCUCGGGAAGCCUCCAUGGCGUGCCAAGCGACCCUCGACGGACUACAAGCCCUCCUCAAACCCCUUUCGCCGGUUCGCCGCCCCCAUGGACAGCCGUCACGCCGUUCAGUCGCUUCCAACGAACGAUCUCGGACCCAGCAGGCCUCGAUCGACCGACGACAGACCAACGAAAUCGAUCACGUGCACCGUCGAUCGGAAGCAGUCUAUCGUCAAGUUACAUCAUGCGAACGCCAACGAGUCCGCUGGUACAUGCCACCAGCAAUCUUAGCAUUGACCUCCCAGAUAGCGGCAAUUCAGAUCCGCCAUUGCCCGCAAGCAAGCUUUAUACAUCCCAGGAUGUAGGCCAGGGGUUCACGCCCCCAAGUAUGAGAAGAGAAGCGACCGUCCCGAUGCGGAGCCAUCAAGCUCGGCGAUCGCUGACCUCCUUCACGUAUCAGCCAGCCUCAAGUGCAUCAACAGUCUAUCCAAGACGCCAACGUCGACUCUCACACGCACCUGAAACAUCCUCAUUACAGAGAAACUCUAUGGUCGGUUCGUUUGAGGAGUCCAUUCUUCGAGGUCGGAUGUCAGCAGCACCCUCAAUUCCAUUGCACUUCGUAGCAAAGAUCGGCGUCAGUGGCAGAGGGGAUUGUCCUCCCGGGCUCAAAUGUCCUUCCCAGGUGACAGUUCCGUUCACUGCGGUUUUCUACCACUAUCCAUCGAAUGCAGGGUCAAGAUCCAUAUCAGACGAGAGUCCUAGUCCAUACGUCGGCACUAUCAAUUUACGCGAGCAUUUGAAGACGCCAGUGCAGCCCGGCUCACGGAAGCGACGAUCUCUUGCAAAUGAAAUGGAUGCCACCACGAUUCAAGAUCCGUAUCUGGCUGACAGCCCAUCCAGUGGUAGAGCUGCGUUUCAAACGGAAAAGUCUGCCAUCGGAGGCGCCUAUCGUGUACCUCAACAGGGACAGCUACAGAUCAUCUUGAAGAACCCUGAGAAUACGGCAGUCAAAUUGUUCCUUGUGCCAUACGAUCUUGAUGACAUGAGUCCAGACACGAAGACUUUCGUAAGGCAGAGGAGCUUCUCAACUGGACCCGUCGUGGAGAAUGUGCUCUCCGACAAACCCAUACAGGAUCCUCUCUCGUCAAAACAUGUCUUGAGAUAUCUUAUACAUCUCAAGUUCUGUUGUAUCGGUAAAGGCAAGUUCUACCUCUACGACAGCAUACGAGUGGUCUUCGCAAAUCGGGUUCCGGACGGCAAGGAACAGCUGAAGAACGAGAUUCAGGUGCCAGAACCAAGAUACUCUACGCUUCUCACCAAGUCACAACCGGGAUCUGCGACGGCAUCCAGGCGACAUAGUACGAACGCAUCCUUCUCGCCAUCACCUCUGACCUUUGAUUCGCCUCGAACACUAGACACGCUCGCAGCGUUGUCGCCGUCACUGGUGACUACGGAUUUGGUCCAACAUCGCCUGGCACAGAAUCCAAGUCCAAUAUCGUCACGAAAGGAAAAUGUCAAAUUUCCGGACAUGAUGCAAGCCUCGGGUGGAACAAGCAGCACUUCGAGGCCAACAUCACCAGAAUAUGGCUUCGAACGUGCGUCUGUGUCCCAACGUGGCUCCCCUGUGCCUUGGGGUACUACUAUUGACCUUCAACCACGAAGCCCGUCGCCCGCCUUCAAUGGAGAUGGACUUCUUUCAAGAAAACUUAAAGAGCUUGGACGGCAAAAUGCAAAGAAUGCUGACGUGAAGAAUUUGGGCCAACGACCGUGA